Molecule: messenger RNA, 531 nt
Organism: Elephantulus edwardii (Cape elephant shrew)
Lineage: Eukaryota; Metazoa; Chordata; Mammalia; Macroscelidea; Macroscelididae
Gene: DNPH1
Product: 2'-deoxynucleoside 5'-phosphate N-hydrolase 1
Exons: 4
Coding region: 1-531 (176 amino acids)
Biological process (GO): deoxyribonucleoside monophosphate catabolic process
Cellular component (GO): nucleus
Molecular function (GO): 5-hydroxymethyl-dUMP N-hydrolase activity
Source: RefSeq, a predicted model, not a curated record
AUGGCGGCGGUGGUGUCCGGGGCGCGGGAACAUGGGGAGCCGUGGGAGCGGGGCGAGCCGGCCGGGCGGGCCCUGUACUUCUGCGGGAGCAUCCGCGGCGGACGCGAGGACCGAGAGCUGUACGGGCGGAUCGUGUCGAGGCUGCGGCGCUUUGGGACGGUGCUCACUGAGCACGUGGCUGCCGCGGAGCUGGGCGCGUGCGGGGAGGAGGCUGCUGGAGGCGACAGGCUCAUCCAUGAUCGGGACCUGGCCUGGCUGCAACAGUCGGAUGUGGUUGUGGCAGAAGUGACGCAGCCAUCCUUGGGUGUUGGCUAUGAACUAGGCCGGGCUAUAGCCCUCAACAAGCGGAUCCUGUGCCUGUUUCGCCCGCAGUCUGGCCGAGUACUUUCAGCCAUGAUCCGGGGAGCGGCUGAUGGCUCGCGAGUCCAGGUGUGGGACUAUGACGAGGCCGAGGUGGAGGCCGUGCUGGAUCGCUACUUCGAGGCUGACCCUCCCCAUCAUGCAGCUGCCUCCCGUGACCCAAGUGCUUGA